Molecule: messenger RNA, 942 nt
Organism: Drosophila yakuba
Lineage: Eukaryota; Metazoa; Arthropoda; Insecta; Diptera; Drosophilidae
Gene: elfless
Product: putative protein TPRXL
Exons: 5
Coding region: 90-809 (239 amino acids)
Biological process (GO): positive regulation of transcription by RNA polymerase II
Molecular function (GO): transcription factor binding
Source: RefSeq, a predicted model, not a curated record
UCUGGUACUUUCGAGAUUUUUUGACGCGUGUGUUCUGACAGCUUGCCCGGCAAAUUGUGAAUAAAACUUAAAACUUUGUGCGUUAUCAGAUGGAGGACUUCAGCGACUCAGACUGUUCUAGUGAAUCGGAGCAGAUCCAUAGGAUGAUGGAGUCCAUAGGACCCGUAUUCAGGCUCCGCUCAAGCUUCAGCACACACAGCAGUUCCGUGGUGGAAAUGGCUAUGGAGAACUGCCGCACCUCGAAUAAUUAUGGGGUAUCAGAGCAAAACCACAGCACAAUCUCCGUGCUUGCUGCCAGUUCCAGUUCGGGCAUCGGUUCACCUGUUCAACCACCCAACGAGAACUCUGGCGACUCGGACAGUUCAAGCAGCUCCAGUUCCAGCGCCAGUAGCGCAUCCUAUGUGCGGCGUACAAUGGACUAUUCCAGCGACUCGGAUCCGUUCUGUUUCAGUUCCAGUGAAACCUCUUCUUCGUCCAGCAAUAGCUUCAGCUUGGGCUCCAGCUCCAGCUCUAACAUAGCCUCAACUUCAAUGGGGAGACGUAGACAUAAUGAACCGAAGUCGAAUGAGCAAGACUCCGAUUCUAGCGAGGAUUUUCCUCCGACCAAACGGAUCAGAUCCGAUGCCGGGGAGUCGUACGUGCCCUACAACUGCCCUGUGUGCCUGGAAGACGUCCGGGAGAGGGAACCAGUGUCCACUACUUGUGGCCACGUUUUCUGCAAAGACUGCAUUGAACGAGCUGUCGCCACUGGGAGGAUGUGCCCAUUGUGCGGAGUUGAUGAACCUGAAUUUCAUCGAAUUUUCUUGUAAGACGUGAUAUCAUAGAAAUAUCCAAAUAUCGUAGUAUGAUUGAAAUCAUACUACGUUUUAUUUAGUACUGCGGUUUUUGCUUAACACGUAAAACUGUGCAAUCUUGCUUAAAUUAUAAUCUAACCCAAAGAAA